Balearica regulorum gibbericeps (East African grey crowned-crane) is the source of this 1509-nucleotide messenger RNA. NCBI's taxonomy places the organism in Eukaryota, Metazoa, Chordata, Aves, Gruiformes, Gruidae. The record is from RefSeq and is a predicted model, not a curated record.
AUGGCGGCAGCACAUGGGCUUAAAAGGCGUUUUAUCUCCCAGCGCUGCUCUCUAGACUUUUUAGAAGACAUAGUGGAAUAUGCCAGUGUACGAAGAACCAAGCAUAUAUCUGGGUCUCCGAGACACAAGAGUUUGAAGAAGAUGCACUUCAUCAAGAACAUGAGGCAGUAUGACACCAAGAACAGCAGGAUAGUGUUAAUCUGUGCUAAACGAACACUGUGUGUAGCUUUUUCUAUCCUACCUUACGGGGAGAGUUUACGGAUCAGUGAUUUAAAAAUGGAAGGACAGAAGCAACGACAUCCUUCUGGUGGAGUUUCAGUCUCCACUGAGAUGGUGCUUGGCCUGGAAGGAGUAGAGCUGGGUGCUGAUGGCAAGGUUGUGUCCUAUGCAAAAUUCUUGUAUCCAACCAAUGCCCUAGUUGUUCGCAAAGCCGACAGCCAUAGUGCUGUUUCCUCAUGUCGAGCUAGUGCUUCACGGAGUCUUCCUGGAUCAAGAUAUAAACCUGUGACAGCAAAAACGAUACCAGCAGGAACAGACAUUGGAAGUGAAGCUGGGGAAGCCACAGAGUAUGAUCCAAAUCUUCUGGAUGAUCCUCAAUGGCCCUGUGGGAAACAUAAACGUGUUCUCAUCUUUGCCUCGUACAUGACCACAGUCAUAGAAUAUGUGAAACCCUCGGACCUUAAAAAAGAUAUGAAUGAAACCUUUAGAGAGAAGUUUCCUCAUAUCAAGUUGACACUGAGCAAAAUUAGGAGUUUAAAGAGAGAGAUGCGGAACCUGAGUGAAGAGUGCAAUCUGGAGCCAGUUACUGUCUCCAUGGCUUAUGUUUACUUUGAGAAGCUCGUCCUCCAAGGCAAACUCAACAAACAGAACCGCAAACUGUGUGCUGGUGCUUGCGUUCUGCUUGCAGCCAAGAUCAGCAGUGAUCUCAGGAAACAUGAAGUUAAACACCUUAUAGACAAACUAGAAGAAAGAUUCAGAUUCAACAGAAGAGAUCUCAUCGGUUUUGAAUUCACCGUCCUUGUAGCUUUGGAACUGGCUCUCUAUCUUCCUGAAAACCAAGUUUUACCUCAUUACAGACGGCUCACACAACAGUCUUAACCAAAGCUACGUUCCAGCUGAUGGCCAGUGGCGCUGGGGAUCACAUCACCAAAUGCUGCUGGUGAAGUUGCCACUGGCUUUUCUGUGCCGCUGUGCGCAUCCUGCCGUGGCUACAGCUAGUUUUGAAGCCUGCGGUGUGUUAUUAAAGUGUCGAGGUGUGCAUUAUGGACACGUAUGCCAAGUCUGGGGGAUGGUACGAGAAGAGUUAUUGAACUUUAUUUUCUUUUGGACAUUUAAAGCACAAAUAUUCACCAGUCAGCUGUCAUGGCUGCUUAUUAUUCGUUAUUUAUCUUUUCAGUUUUACUAAAACUGUUCUUCCCUAUGAAGAAUACUAUUGCAUUGUUUGGGUUUUUUUAAGCCUUUAUUAUAUUCCUUGAAACUAAAGGAAGCAUCACUUCCAUUCCAAUGCAC